AUGAGAUUGAUCAUGGAAAAAGUGAAUGAAUUCUCUGAGGCUACGAGGUUAACCAUUAGCAUCCCUAAGAGCAAGAUUUAUUUUGGAGGGGUCGAUGAUGAAUCCAAGAAGAAUACUCAACAGACAACUAGGUUUGCAAUAGGAAAUUUGUCAUUUAAGUACCUCAGAGUUCCCCUGACUAACAAAAAAUUGACUGUAUAUGAUUGCCAAUCGUUGAUUGGUAGAAUGAUGGUGAGGCUAAGGCAUUGGAAUACCAUAUUAUUGUUCUAUGCAGGUAAGAAUCAACUUGUGAAGAGUGUGAUUUUUUCUAUUGUCAACUAUUAG
Molecule: messenger RNA, 324 nt
Organism: Lathyrus sativus (Indian pea)
Lineage: Eukaryota; Viridiplantae; Streptophyta; Magnoliopsida; Fabales; Fabaceae
Source: the annotation of a GenBank genome assembly